Molecule: messenger RNA, 1715 nt
Organism: Elaeis guineensis (African oil palm)
Lineage: Eukaryota; Viridiplantae; Streptophyta; Magnoliopsida; Arecales; Arecaceae
Product: U-box domain-containing protein 21-like
Biological process (GO): protein ubiquitination
Molecular function (GO): ubiquitin protein ligase activity
Source: RefSeq, a predicted model, not a curated record
UCUUCCUUCCAAGUCUAAAUUCUCUCAAUCCAUCUCCUUCUAGCUCUAUCAUAAUCUCUCUUUCCUUCUCUCACUGGCUUACCAUGGCCUCAACUUUGAGGGCCCUGAAAUCCAGUCCCCAUAUCCCCUUCAUCAAGAGGAAGCCCGUCCGGAAUCCGAACAUCGAGCUCUCGAUCCCGAACCAUUUCUGCUGCCCGAUAUCGCUCGAUCUCAUGAAAGACCCAGUGACGGCAUCCACCGGAAUCACCUAUGAUCGCCGGAGCAUCGAGAAGUGGCUGGAGCUCAGGAACCAGAACUGCCCCGUCACAAACCAAGUGCUGAAGAGUGAAGAACUCAUCCCAAACCACUCACUAAGGAGGAUGAUACAAGAUUGGUGCGUCGCAAAUCGCUCAUUCGGCAUCGAGAGGAUACCCACUCCAAGGAUCCCUGUGACUCCAAUCCAGGUAUCGGAGUUGCUAUCGGAGAUUGCUUCGGCUAGCAGGCGGGGAGACCGUGCCCGGUGCAGCAACUUGGUGGAGAAGAUCAGAAAUUUGGGCAGGGAGAGUGAGCGGAACCGGCGGCGCAUCGUCUCGGGUGGUGCUGGCCGUGUCCUGUCUGCAUCUUUCGGCGAAUUGGCUUCGAGAUCUUUCGAGAGCUCAACCACAGGGGAGUUGGAAGAGAUCCUGUCAGCGCUAGCUUCUUUCUUGCCUCUUGAUGAGGAGGCUCGGUGGCUCAUUGGAUCACCUGAGUCUCUUAAAUCCAUAGUCCUGCUUCUACGAAGUGGAGAUUUGGCAGCAAGGCUUAAUGCUGUCUUGGUGCUGAAGGAGCUUGUCUCCUCUUUGGACACUGAGCAUGUCAACAUUGUGGCAGAGACCGAAGGAUUGAUCGAAGCAUUGGUUAAGCUUAUCGAAAAUCCGAUCUCACCUCGAACAACAAAGGCCUCAUUGGUGGCUUCCUUUUAUUUGGUUUCCUCGAGCGAGAGGACUGCAAUGAGGUUUGUGGAGAUGGGAAUGGUCUCUCUGCUUCUAGAGAUCCUUGUGGAUUCAGAUAAGAGCUUGUGUGAGAAGGCCUUGGUGGUUCUUGAUGGACUUCUUCAGUCCAAGAAGGGCAGAGAGAUGGCUUAUGAUCAUUCACUAACCGUGCCAAUCUUGGUGAAGAAGAUUUCUCGGGUUUCCGACAUGGAAACAGAGUUCGCGGUCUCGGCACUGUGGAAGCUCUGCAAGAAUUAUAAGCAUGAAACAGGGGAGAGAGCAGGGGAAGGGUGCUUGAUGGAGGCUCUGCAAGUGGGGGCAUUUCAGAAGAUAUUGCUUCUACUGCAGGUGGGGUGCAAUGGGACAACCAAGGAGAAGGCCAGUGAGCUGUUGAAGCUUUUGAAUGGCUUGAGGGGAUGGGGGGAAUGCAUUGAAACAAUGGAUUUUAAAGGGCUGAAGAGACCUUUCUAAUUGUAGAUGAUUGAUGCAGUAGGAAAAGAGAACAUAUAGAGUUUAGAUUUUGUGAAUUAAUUCAGUGUACAAAGAUACAAAGAUUCUUUUGUCAAAGAAAUGGAGACUCAUUGGUUCCCACAAAGUUGAAUGGUUCACAUGUGUUCAAAGUGCUGCUCUUACAGUGAUUGUAUCUUGUAUAGCAUAGAAAGCACGGCUUGCCUGAUUAUAUCUAUUGGGUCACAAUAUUUCUGAAUUAUGUGAUAAUUCAAUCAUUAUUACUCGAUUAUUCAACAGCAUCAUGAUCAUCCAAAA